UUAAUUAGAUAUAUAAGCUAGUGAUCUUAUUAAAAUUGAAACUAAGCAUUAAAUGUAUACAUUCAGUUAAAUUUUUCAAAAAAAGUUUUUAAAUUUCAAUAAAAAAUGAAAUUUUAUAUGUUGUUGGUCGUCAUCAUACUCUUUGUUGUAAUUUUCAUUACUCAAGAUUCAUUAGGUGCACCAUCUAACAAAACAUAUGAUGAAUCAUUUGAAAUCAGUGACUCUGGUGAAAAGUACUAUCUGGCUGAAGAACCACCUAACGUCGAGAAGAACUCUAGUGAAGAAUACCAUUUGGCUAAAGAAACAUUUGAUGCAUCAUCAAGAGAAAAAAGUGAACCACCUAACGUCGAGAAGAAAUUAAAUGAAUUGAUAACGGAAGAGGAAUCAUUUGAAAUCAGUGACUCUGAUGAAAAGUACUAUCUGGCUGAAGAACCACCUAAUCUUGAUAAGAACUCUAGUGAAGAAUACCAUCUGGCUCGAGAAACAUUUGGUGCAUCAUCUAGCGAAAAGAAUGGGAAAUCAUUUGAAAUCAGUGACUCUAAUGAGAAUUACUAUUUUGCUCUAGAUAAUUCAUUAGAGACAGAAUCGUGCGAAUAUUAAUUGAUUUUAUAAGAACAUUUUGUGGCUUAAAUUUAACAAUAAUGUAUAAAUCUUUUAUUUAAAUUAAAAAAUUGUAUAUUUUUUAAUGUUUAUUUUAUAUAUGAUAAGCAAGUUUGUUAAAAAUAAUUAUAGUUGGACACACUAGUGAUCCUUUGUAAUUUCACGAAACAUAUUGUAAAACAUUUUUAUUGAAAUUUGGUAUUAAUUUAUAGUUUAUUUUUAUAAUUAUAAAAUUUUUUAAUUGUGUAUUAACACUCCUUAAAAUUAUUUCUUGAAAAACAUUUAGAGGAGACAAUUAGAAUAUUAUAUGUCAGAUUUUUAUAAACUUAAGUUAUUCUAAUUAAUUGCAAAUAAAAUUUAUUUUAAUGCGUAAGAAUAAAAAUAAUUAUUAAAAUUCA
This is a messenger RNA of Daktulosphaira vitifoliae (grape phylloxera), 998 nucleotides long. RefSeq lists its product as uncharacterized. The record is from RefSeq and is a predicted model, not a curated record. Bases 106 to 600 code for a protein of 164 amino acids. The transcript has 10 exons. Lineage: Eukaryota; Metazoa; Arthropoda; Insecta; Hemiptera; Phylloxeridae.